AUGUAUCAAUUAUUUUGUUUUCUUGCUGGUAUAAUUGUUGUAUAUAAAGCAGCACAAUACUACAAGAGAAGGACACUUGUGACUAAAUUUCAUUGCAAACAAGCACGUAUUUCCCCAAACAAGUCAUGGUUGGAAUAUUUAGGCAUUGCCUCCGUUGUACAUGCCAAUGAAAUGAUUAGAAAAGGAGGAUUGUAUUCAGAAAUUGAUGGAAGAUUUAAAUCCCUUGAUGUUUCAACAUUCAAGUCUAUAACUUUGGGAAAGACAACGUAUGUUACCAAAGAUAUUGAAAACAUCCGUCAUAUCUUGAGUGCAACGGAAAUGAACUCAUGGAAUCUUGGUGCCCGUCCAAUUGCGUUAAGACCCUUGAUUGGUGAUGGAAUUUUUGCUAGUGAAGGUCAAUCUUGGAAACAUAGUCGAAUCAUGCUUAGACCAGUAUUUGCAAAAGAACACGUUAAACAAAUCACUUCAAUGGAACCAUAUGUACAACUGUUGAUCAAAAUCAUCAAGAACCAUGAAGGGGAACCAUUAGAGUUUCAAACCUUAGCCCAUCUUUUUACAAUAGAUUAUUCUACUGAUUUCCUAUUAGGUGAAAGUUGUGAUAGUUUGAAGGAUUUCCUAGGAGAAGAGUCCAAUUCCACAUUAGAUACAUCGUUGAGACUGGCAUUUGCAUCACAGUUUAAUAAAACCCAGCAGCAAAUGACAAUUCGAUUCAUGUUGGGAAAAUUGGCCUUUCUCAUGUAUCCAAAGAGUUUUCAAAAUAGUAUUCAAAUGCAAAAGGACUUUGUUGAUGAAUAUAUCGACAGAGUAGUAGGUAUGUCCGAAGAAGAAUUGAACAAUCAUCCAAAGAGCUAUGUUUUGUUGUACCAAUUAGCAAGACAAACUAAGAAUCGUGAUAUAUUACAAGAUGAAUUGAUGUCCAUUUUACUUGCAGGUAGAGACACCACUGCCAGUUUGUUGACUUUUUUGUUUUUCGAAUUAAGUCACCAUCCAGAAGUAUUUAACAAAUUAAAAGAGGAAAUCGAAAGACACUUUCCUGAUGUUGAAUCCGUUACAUUUGGAACUAUCCAGAGAUGCGACUAUCUUCAAUGGUGUAUUAACGAAACUAUGAGACUCCAUCCAUCAGUUCCUUUUAAUUUCAGAACUGCAGCCAAUGACACAGUAAUACCAAGAGGUGGAGGUAAAUCCUGUACAGAUCCUAUUCUUGUCCAUAAGGGUGAACAAGUAUUAUUCAGUUUCUAUUCUGUAAACAGAGAAGAAAAGUAUUUUGGUACAAAUACCGACAAGUUUGCUCCAGAAAGAUGGAGUGAAUCAUUAAGGAGAACUGAGUUCAUACCAUUUUCUGCUGGACCUCGUGCCUGUUUGGGUCAACAGUUAGCUAGAGUUGAAGCUUCAUAUGUUACUAUUAGAUUGCUUCAAACCUUUCAUGGGUUGCAUAAUGCCAGUAAACAAUACCCACCAAAUAGAGUGGUUGCAGCUACAAUGAGAUUGACUGACGGUUGUAACGUUUGUUUUAUCUAG
Candida tropicalis MYA-3404 is the source of this 1518-nucleotide messenger RNA. RefSeq names its product Alk6p (gene ALK6). NCBI's taxonomy places the organism in Eukaryota, Fungi, Ascomycota, Pichiomycetes, Serinales, Debaryomycetaceae. The transcript has a single exon. Gene Ontology annotation, molecular function: oxidoreductase activity, acting on paired donors, with incorporation or reduction of molecular oxygen, reduced flavin or flavoprotein as one donor, and incorporation of one atom of oxygen; heme binding; iron ion binding. The coding region runs from base 1 to 1518 and encodes 505 amino acids. The record is from RefSeq and is a predicted model, not a curated record.